CUAUGGACCUCCAGUGUCUGGUGGAGCUAACUAUUCGCUGGACGAUCGGGCUUGCCAGUGGGAGUACUUUUUCAUGUGCGAAUCGUUGGAAGGUUAGAAGCGUUAUUUUAUUCAAUUUAUGACAAGGUCGAGCUGGGUGGGUUCGUACUAGUAGUGGAUGAAAUAGUUUGAGAACCUUUACGAAAUAGUAGCAACAUGUGUAAUAGAUCUUCGAUAACAAUAAACGAAAGUGUAGAGCAAAUUUGGUUGUAUAACGAAGAGGAAAUUCUGAAGACACCUCUCCGAACCGAAACGAAUGAAGAUUGAUUCUCCACAUGUUAGAAGUCGCGCAACAUCGAAGCGCAUGAGAAGGGGAAAUCAUUCUUCAUUCUCAUUGAUACUCCGAUGGAAGCAGUUUGUUCGAAACCAUAGCUGAGACCAUGGUUAAAGUACAAAAAGUGUUCCUGCUUGUCGUGCUAACGGUGCUAGAGCGGUCGGUUCAAGAGACCAGUGACACCACGUUCGGGAUCUUUCGUCACAAAGAGUACUACUUCAGCAACUCUUUUAAGCUGAAUUGGUUCAAGGCGGUAGAGAACUGUCGGUUGCGAGGCAUGUUCCUCCUUUCGGUAAGGAACGGCGAAGAGCGGGAAACAGUCGUACAGUAUCUGGACGGCACGGGCUAUACCAAGAUGCGCGACAGUUUUAUGUUCUGGACAUCUGCAAACGAUCUGGGUGAGGAAGGAGAAUUCCACUGGGCAUCUACCGGAGAGCGUGUUAACUAUGCAAACUGGAGGGAAGGAGAACCGACCGGCAUCGGUGGAAAUAAUGCCACCAAGGAGGACUGUUGCUGCAUGGAGUACAGGUCGGGAGGUGGUGCAAACUUUAACUACACGUUCAAUGAUCGAUCUUGUAAGCAAGAAUUAUUGUUCCUGUGUGAAACACUGCCAGUAUGAUGGUGCCAAGUAUUCCAGUUAUUAGCCACUUGUAGUCCUCAAAACCGAACCAAACAUAGACAAGAUCGUAGUACAAGUAGUGCAAACUUAUAAUUUUGUUCAUAGAGUUCAUAGAGUGAUCGGCAGAAAACAGUUCUUUCCAACCUUCUCCUUCUUCCGAUAACCUAUGGAGGUCAACUCAAUCCGACUUUGCUCAU
This is a messenger RNA of Anopheles funestus (African malaria mosquito), 1129 nucleotides long. Its product is annotated as C-type lectin 37Db-like. Gene Ontology annotation, molecular function: carbohydrate binding. The transcript is spliced from 2 exons. The record is from RefSeq and is a predicted model, not a curated record. Gene Ontology annotation, cellular component: external side of plasma membrane. Gene Ontology annotation, biological process: biological process involved in interspecies interaction between organisms. The coding region runs from base 420 to 932 and encodes 170 amino acids. Lineage: Eukaryota; Metazoa; Arthropoda; Insecta; Diptera; Culicidae.